Leptosomus discolor (cuckoo roller) is the source of this 563-nucleotide messenger RNA. NCBI's taxonomy places the organism in Eukaryota, Metazoa, Chordata, Aves, Leptosomiformes, Leptosomidae. The record is from RefSeq and is a predicted model, not a curated record.
AUGGAAGCGAGUCCCAUCUUGACAUCCAAGCAGCGAGAGGAGGUGGUACACGGGUUCCCGACGGAGGUGGUGUGCACGGCGUUCUCCAACUCCAUCCUCGUGCUAGUCACACAGUAUGGGAAGAUGGGGACAAUCGUCUACGUACACCCCAACACCAUCGGGGACAACGUGGGCAGGCCCUCACUCACCACAAAGGUGCUACUGGGCGAGGAUGAGCCCCUCAUUCAUGUUUGUGCCAAAAACCUGGUGGCGUUCGUCUCUGAGGAAGCCGGGAACAAGCCUGUUGUUCUCGCCAUGGCGUUGAAGGACAAGACCAUGGAAGGAAUACAGGCUCUACGGGAAGUGAUCCGAAGUUGCCAAGUGUGGUGAAGUUGUGCCAUCUGGAUUCAAGGAAAUGAUCUUGAGUCUGUGACUCAUCACCACUUAUUUGAAGGGACAAGAAAUGAAAAUGAUGGAAUGUCUUUGUGCUGGUUUUGGAUGUACUGAGGAAUUUAAUGAAUUUUUCACUGCUGUGUAGAACACUUGUGGGUUUUGUUACUGUGACAGGUUUGCAGCCCAUAUAG